Molecule: messenger RNA, 1443 nt
Organism: Salvelinus namaycush (lake trout)
Lineage: Eukaryota; Metazoa; Chordata; Actinopteri; Salmoniformes; Salmonidae
Product: alanine aminotransferase 2-like
Exons: 11
Coding region: 1-1443 (480 amino acids)
Biological process (GO): biosynthetic process
Molecular function (GO): L-alanine:2-oxoglutarate transaminase activity; pyridoxal phosphate binding
Source: RefSeq, a predicted model, not a curated record
AUGUAUUCCCUGAGAGAGGUGAACCCCAUGGUGAGAGGGAUCAGAAUCUCACCACAGAGGGCGCUACAGAAACGUUCAGAACAGAUCACUGCACUACUCCAACAGGGAGAGCAGAAACCAUUCAAGGAAGUUAUUGACAUUAGCUCAGGUGAUUCACACAGGACCGGGAUAAAACCAAUCUCCUUUGUGCGACAGGUCCUGUCGGUCUGUCUGUACCCUGAACUCCUGCAUGAUGACACACUUCCUGGGGACGUCAGGCAGAGAGCCCAGAGGCUGCUGGGGGAGUGUGAUGGGGGCAGUGUGGGUUCAUACACAGACUCCUGUGGGCUGCCUCAUGUUCAGCGCAGCGUUGCAGAGUUCAUCACUGGUCGAGACGGAGGAGUGCCUUCAUAUCCCCGCAACAUCUUCAUCUCUGCUGGCUCACAGACAGCUCUGAAAGUGAUGGUAAAGCUGUUGGUGAGAGGGGAGGGUGUGUCCCAAACGGGUGUGUUGAUCCCCCAGCCCUGCCCCCACACCCUGCCCAUGCUGCUUGAGGAGGUAGGGGUUGUCCUGGUGCCCUACCAGCUGAGAGAGGAGCAGGGCUGGGCCCUGGAGCCGGGGGAGCUGCACCGAGCCCUCACCGCCUCUAGAGGGCACUGCAGGCCCAGAGCGCUCUACAUCAGCAACCCUGGUAACCCCACUGGUCAUGUACAGAGCAGGAAAUCUAUAGAAUGGGUGAUUCAGUUUGCUGCAGAAGAGAGGCUCUUCCUAUUGGUCAAUGAGGUGUAUCAGGACUGUGUGUAUGGGGAGGGCAGGGAGUUUGUGUCCUAUAAGAGGGUCCUGUUUGAAAUGGGUCAGCAGUACUCUGAGAUGGUAGAGCUGGCCUCCUUUCACUCCAUAUCCAAUGGCAUCAUGGGAGAGUGUGGGCUGCGUGGGGGGUACAUGGAGCUGGUGAAUGUGGACCCAGCAGUGAUGGUGUUUGCUGAGAUCCUCCUGUGUACUGACAUCAGUACCCCUGUCACAGGACAGAUCGCCCUAGAAAUAAUGGUUAACCCUCCCAGACCUGGAGACCCCUCCCAUAGCAAGUAUACACAGGAGAUUCUGACCAAUCGGAUCACCCUGGCCCAGAAUGCUCAGCGGGCUUGGGAGUUUCUGAUUGGUCUUCCGGGGGUGAGCUGUCAGCCAGUGAUGGGAGGUAUUUUUAUCUACCCCCGUCUGAGCCUUCCCCCUGAGGCAGUGGAACAGGCCAAGUCUGACGGACUGGAGGCAGACGUGCUAUACAGUCAGAGCCUACUCGAUGAGGAGGGUGUGUGUGUGGGAGCAGGGUGUGAGCAUGGGCGGAGAGAGGACAAAUACCACAUCAGACUGUGCGUGCUGACCCCCUCUGCCACUCUAGAGAAGGUCCUGGCACGCCUUGGCUCGUUCCACCUGCACUUCCUGGACGAGUUCUCCCAGCAUGCUUAG